AUGGAUUCUGCGGAUAAGCCGUUGCUUAUCGAGCCUCUCGUGAGCGUGGAAGAUGACGCACCCGUCUUGAACGACGAAAAGUCGCCGUUGCAACCUAUCGCGCCGGACAACGACCCAGUUGUUGACAGGCUCUUUGGCAGUCUCGAAGGCGGAGAACGUAUCGGAGAGCCCGCUGAGCCGGAGCAGCGAGAACCAGAACAGAGGCCGCGAAGCGCGACUGUUGACGAGCAGGUAAAGCAGUUCUUCGGGCAGGCAUCUCCUGUUACGGUCGGUGAUGCACCCGCAACCGAACACGCAGACGAGUCAUCUUUGUUCACACCCGUCGACACCAGCGACGCGCCAAUUGAGCUUAAUAGACGCUCGGAGUCGCUUGAACCUCCUCCUAUGAAACGUGAGAACGAUACGCGUGGCAUUCACUCUCGCAAUUCAUCAAUCGGCUCGGCAGCUCUUGGCGAUAUUCUGAGUACGCCUGCUGGUGGGGAAGAACGGUCUGCCCCAGCCAAGGAGGAAACGACAACUAGCGAUCCGGACGCUCCGCCAUACAACCCGAGUCCUGCUGUUGUGCCGGAGACUGCGGAGCCAUUCGAAGUUGAAAGAGGUGCCGAAGAGAAUCCUUUGCCGACCCCGAACGAUCCGUCGGCGUCUUUCGCUCCGCAAGACCCUGAACAGCGAAACGUGAUCGAGGAGACUGCGCGGGAAGCGCCUGCCCACGCUUCUGAACCAACGGCAGCUUUUGAAGAAGAAGAAGUCAAGCUACAUACCGCUUCACCGCUAUUGCCCGUCGCAGAAGAAAUGCAGCCAGUGCAGACGCCCCCUCCGACCGCUCCGGUGGACCCACAGGCAGCACCCAGCGAGGACCCAGCAAUCAUCGCAGAAGACACAGACGCCAUCACCACAGAACCAGCACCUAUGCCAAAUCUAGAAGUCAUUCCACCCUCCGACGGUCCAAAUCCAAAGAAAGACGCAGACACGGCUGAGGCACCACAGCACAGCUCCGACCGAACGAUGAGCAUGCACUCCCCAGCCCGAAACUCAACCACGGAGGAUAAACUGGCACCGCCUGAGACACCCCUUCCUGGGUCGCGGAAGCGGAGACGUUCGCACACGGGAGAGGAUAGUGCUGACGAACGUCAAGAUCAUGAUACUUCCUUCGAGGGCCCGGAGGAGAAUGUGAGUCCGGCAACGAUAAACAAGAGGAGUGAGCGGGCGACGAAGAGGUUGGCGAUGGAGGUCUCACAGCCUUCUGCCGACCUAGGCCUCCGUCAAUCAACACGUCUAGCGACACAGGCCUCAUUACAAAGCGCAAAAGCUGGUCCAUCUCCGCACUCGAAGCCAGCUGUUAAGCGUGGUCCACCUAUCUCAAUGACGGAGCUUAGCGCAGACGGUGACGAGUACCUCCAGCUCGAAUACGAUUCUGCUGGCGAGAAGAAGAUUACGGCUUCGGGUGAGUUAUUGGGUGGUCGUCGGUAUAAGCUGAAGACGUUCCAUUACGGGGUUAACAAUAAGCUUUACAUGCUGGCUACGGAUGUUGCGCGGUUGUUUCAGUACCGCGAUUCUUAUCUCUUUUUCAACAAGAAUAAGUAUUUGCUCAAGGUUUCUACAACACAAGAGGACAAAGAUGAGAUGAUCUCCCGGGGCGUGAUCCCACAGAACUACCGUUCUCGCACGAUCUCCUUGGUAACCGCUCGCUCGAUCUUCUUACAUUACGGUGCUCGAAUCAUCGAGGACGGACGUCACAUUAUCGAUGAUUACUUCGAGGAACGCGCAAAGGAGAACGGGAUGACCGAAGAUGACUUUGCGGACCCCGCGGACGCAAAUAUGGCUCCUCCCCGUAACAACGGUCCCGGUGUGACGUUCGCGCAGGACAAAACCAGGCUAAAGGACUACCUCGAUACAUCACGUCCAACCUACGAAGCUGUUGGUCCAGCAUAUGUGGACCAAACAAAGGCGAGUGAUGCGGCUAAGUUGUUGGAGGCGGCGAAGAGUGCGGCGGCGUACAAUAAGAUUGUGAGUACGGGACGAAAGGGAAGGCAGGAAAUGUUCAUGAACUUCUUUAAGCCAAGAGUGACGCAGAGGAAGCCGGAACCAGUACUGAUGGCACCGCCGCAUAGAACGCCCAUGCAGACUCAUGCCUCUGUAGCUGGUCAGUCUCCGUUCCGUGCGCAGCGUUCGCAUCAUGCGCAUGCCGGCUGA
This is a messenger RNA of Saitoella complicata NRRL Y-17804, 2193 nucleotides long. RefSeq lists its product as uncharacterized. The transcript has a single exon. Lineage: Eukaryota; Fungi; Ascomycota; Saitoellomycetes; Saitoellales; Saitoellaceae. The coding region runs from base 1 to 2193 and encodes 730 amino acids. The record is from RefSeq and is a predicted model, not a curated record.